Molecule: messenger RNA, 4220 nt
Organism: Oncorhynchus nerka (sockeye salmon)
Lineage: Eukaryota; Metazoa; Chordata; Actinopteri; Salmoniformes; Salmonidae
Product: zinc finger protein ZFP2-like
Exons: 4
Coding region: 82-2094 (670 amino acids)
Biological process (GO): regulation of transcription by RNA polymerase II
Cellular component (GO): nucleus
Molecular function (GO): DNA-binding transcription factor activity, RNA polymerase II-specific; RNA polymerase II cis-regulatory region sequence-specific DNA binding
Source: RefSeq, a predicted model, not a curated record
AGACGCACAUCAUUCUUCACAAUAAAGGAAACGUCAGAAUUGUGCAGUAGAGAUAACUACUUCUGUGUCCGUUUCAAAUAUAUGAUUACUGGCCGACUCAGAUUAAGUCUGAGGCCGGUAACAUCAACAGUGAGGACAAACCCAGCCUGCCUCUCUCCUUCCACACUGAGUCCAAACCUACAGUCACUGGGUCCUGAUUGUGACAGUGGAGCCCAGUUUGCUCUGCAGGAUCCAGAGAUGGCAUCAGUGAAGCUGGAAGACUGCAGUCAAACACUGGAGCUGAAUGCCAACAUUAAAGAUGAAGAAGAGGAGGAGGAGAUUGGGGAAUCUGUUAGUCAUGGACGGCUAGAAUUAAGUCUGAAGCCGGUAACAUCCACAGUGAGGACAAACCCAGCCUGCCUCUCUCCUUCCACACUGAGUCCAAACCUACAGUCACUAGGUCCUGAUUGUGACAGUGGAGCCCAGUUUGCACUGCAGGAUCCAGAGAUGGUAUCACUGAAGCUGGAAGACUGCAGUCAAACACUGGAUCUGAAUGUCAACAUUAAAGGUGAAGAAGAGGAGGAGAAGAUUGGGAAAUCUGUUUCUCAUGGAGACUAUGUUGAGACAUUCUCUACAUCCAGAGAGCAACAGCAGGAAGAUCACAGAGCUAAGAGGUCUCACCACUGCCCACAUUGUGAGGAGACUUUCCCAAUUCUAUCAAAGCUAAAAAUACAUCUAAAAAUACACACAGGAGAGAAUCCGUAUUCCUGUACUGACUGUGGGAAGAGAUUCACAACAUCAAGGAAUCUGACAGUUCAUCAGAGUGUGCACAAUGGAGUGAAGCCUUACUCCUGCUCUGACUGUGGGAAGAGUUUUUCUCGAAUGAACUUCUUAAAAACACAUACACGUAGACAUACAGGACUGAAGCCUUACUCCUGCUCUGACUGUUUAAAAUGCUUCACAACAUCAGCUGAGCUAAAAGUUCAUCAGAGAACACACACAGGAGAGAAGCCUUACUCCUGCUCUGACUGUGGAAAGAUUUUCUCUCAACUUGGCCCCUUAAAAAGACAUGAACGUAUACAUACAGGAGUGAAGCCUUACUCCUGCUCUGACUGUUUAAAAUGCUUCACAACAUCAGCUGAGCUAAAAAUUCACCAGAGAACACACACAGGAGAGAAGCCUUACUCUUGCUCUGACUGUGGAAAGACUUUCUCUCAACUUGGCCCCUUAAAAAGACAUGAACGUAUACACACAGGAGAGAAGCCUUACUCCUGCUCUGACUGUGGAAAUUGCUUCACAACAUCAGGUCAGCUAGAAGUUCAUCAGAGAACACACACAGGAGAGAAACCUUACUCCUGCUCUGACUGUGGAAAGAGUUUCUCUCUAUUGUUUAACUUAAAAACACAUGAACGUAUACAUACAGGAGUGAAGCCUUUCUCCUGCUCUGACUGUGUAAAAUGCUUCACAACAUCAACUGACCUAAAAGUUCACCAGAGAACACACACAGGAGAGAAGCCUUACUCUUGCUCUGACUGUGGAAAGACCUUCUCUCAACUGGGCACUUUAAAACAACAUGAACGUAUACACACAGGAGAGAAGCCCUACUCUUGCUCUGACUGUGGAAAGAGUUUCUCUCAACUGGGCCCCUUAAAAAGCCAUGAACUUAUACAUACAGGAGUGAAGCCUUUCUCCUGCUCUGACUGUUUAAAAUGCUUCACAACAUCAGCUGAGCUAAAAGUUCACCAGAGAACACACACAGGAGAGAAGCCUUACUCCUGCUCUGACUGUGGAAAAAGUUUCUCUCAACUGAUUCUCUUAAAAAGACAUGGACUUAUACAUACAAGAGUGAAGCCUUACUCCUGCUCUGAUUGUGUAAAAUGCUUCACAACAUCAGGUCAGCUAAAAGUUCAUCAGAGAACACACACAGGAGAGAAGCCUUACUCUUGCUCUGACUGUGGAAAGAGUUUCUCUCUACUGUGCAACUUAAAAACACAUGAACGUGUACAUACAGGAGAGAAGCCUUACUCCUGCUCUGACUGUGGAAAGAGUUUCUCUCUACUGUGCAACUUAAAAACGCAUGAACGUAUACAUACAGGAAUUAUUCCUCACCGCUGAUCUGACUCUAGAAACUGUUUUAAAACAACAGCUGAGCUAAAAGGUCAUCAGAGACAGACACAGGAGAGGAACCUGACUUCUGCUCUUAAUGUGGCAAGAGUAACUCAAGUAAAAGUGAAAGUCACCAAGUAGAAUACCACUUGAGUAAAAGUAUUUGGUUUUAAAUAUACUUAAGUAUCAAAACUAAAAGUAUGAAUCAUUUCAAAUUCCUUAAAUUAACCUCUACGGGAUGGGUGUUCCUAAAACAGGACAGUUGCUAAUGUGACUAUAAUGACAUUGUAUUCAACAGCUAACUUUCUGGGACAUAGACAUGUCUUUUAUAUGGGCAAAAAGAUUAACAAGAAUUUAAGCAAACUUCAGUGUCAAAUUAACAGUAGCUAUUACAGUGAAAAAAUACCAUGCUAUUGUUUGAGUAAAGGGUAAAACAACAAAUUAUCACUGCAACUGGUUUGAUACAUUCAAACCAUUUGAUUUGUCAUCCUUAGGGUCCCAGAGAUCAAAUGUAGCAUAGUUUUUUGUUUGAUAAAAUCCAUUUUUAUGUGAAAUGUAGGAACUGGGUUCUACAUUUUUGAACCCCUGUUGUCUCUGGCUCCACACCCACCCCACCCAGCCAUCAAGAUGUGUGAAAGUUAGUGAAUAAGCUAAUGAUCCAUCAUGUAUGAAAUUCCUGUCCGUGUGUAAACUUAAAUGUUUUAUUACCAUAGCAUUUGUAUAUGUUCUCUAUAGUUAUGUACUUAAAUGACCAAUUCAGGACAUUUGGGGAAACUCCUGGCAGACUUGAUACAGUGCAGUAAUAUAAUUCUUCACUGGAUCAGUCAAACUUUUCACACACUGCUGCCUUCUGGUGGCCUAAAGCUACAUUACACCUAGACUCCUUUCUGAAAGUAUUUAUUUAUUUUUUAUUUUACCUUUAUUUAACCAGGCAAGUCAGUUAAGAACACAUUCUUAUUUUCAAUGACGGCCUAGGAACAGUGGGUUAACUGCCUGUUCAGGGCAGAAUGACAGAUUUGAACCUUGUCAGCUCUGGGGUUUGAACUUGCAACCUUCCGGUUACUAGUCCAACGCUCUAACCACUAGGCUACCCUAGUGUGGCCUUUCUUGCAUUUCAAAGUUAAUGAAAAAGAAAAAGGUUUUGUUUGUAUGAUUUUACCAGAUCUAAUGUGUUAUUCUCCUACAUUAAUUUCACAUUUCCACACACUUCAAAUUGUUUCAUUUCAAAAGAUAUCAAGAAUAUGCAUGUCUUUGCUUCAGGUGCUGAGCUACAGGCAGUAAGAUUUGGGUCAUUUUAGGCUGAAAUGUAAAGGGAAAAAAAGGGUACAAUCCUUAAGAGGUUUUUAGCAAACUAGUGAGUCUGCCAGAUCAGAGGCAGUAGGGAUGACCAGGGAUGUUAUCUUGAUAAGUGUGGGAAUUUGACCAUUUUCUGUCCUGGUAAUCAUACAAAAUGUAACUAGUACUUUUGGGUGUCUGGGAAAAUAUAUGGAGUAAAAAGUACAAUUUAGAGGGGGGAAUUUGGUGAAAUAAAAGUAAAAAUUGUCAAAAAUAUAAAUAAUUAAGUACAGAUACACCAAAACUUAAGUAAAAGUGAUUUAAAGAACUACUUAAGUACUUUACACCACUGCAUGUAUCCAUUCCGUGUGUCAGCAUUGCAGGCUGGUGGUGUGAUGGUUGGGGUGUGUUUUCAGGGCACACAUUGGGCCCCUUGAUAAAAGUUGAGCAAUGUUUGAAUGCCACAGGAUAUCUAAACAUCAUGGCCAAUCAGGUGCCUCCCUUCAUGGCAGCAGUUUAUCCCUCCCACAAGGCUUGUAAAGGAAUGGUUCCAAUAACAUUACACUGAUUCCACAGUAAUUGUGCAUCUGUGGGAGGAGAUGGAACGAGCUAUUCAGAGUAGAUCCACUCCCAGCCAACUUGACACAAUUGUAGGAAGCAUUGGAGUCAACAUGGACCAGCAUCCCUGUGUUCUGAGGACAAAGGGGGUGCAACUCAAUAUUAGGAAGUUGUUUCUUAUGUUUUGUACACUUAGUGUAUAUCAGGUAAGGAUGGUGUGAUGAUCAUUUUUUAGCAUUAGUUUGGGUGGAUUAUUUUCUAUUACUCAACUUCUGUUUAAUGAUAAACAAUCUAUGAAUCAA